AUGGAUGACGAGUACCUCGCGCAGGGCGGCGGCGGCGGCGAUGCUGGCCAGAGAGCCGCGCUGGAAGACGGCUCUGGCUCCGGCGGCGUGUAUUUUUCCCUCGAUGAUGUCUUUGGGCCCGAGUCUGAAUCAGGGCUGGCAUCUGGCGAGGAUUCUACCGCCUUGGUUACGUCUCUGGAUGGACCCGAAAACCCUCAUCACCCAUCUGAUAUGUGGCGGUUGGAGACGGAACACACAACUGCAGGCUAUCGAGAAGGCAUCUCGGCGGCAAAAGAGCGGACCAUCCAGGCUGGGUUCGACGAGGGUUUCAGCCUUGGCGCUACGAUAGGACUCGCGGCAGGGCAGUUACUCGGCACCCUGGAAGGCAUCGAGGAAGCUCUGAGAAAGUUCAACGGCGUGGCCGGUAACGAGGAAAAGGAAGCCGCGGAUGCUUCCAAGCUGUUGGCAGAAGCUAGAGAGGAGCUCAGUGUUGUCAAGAUAUUCAGCUCUCACUACUGGGCCCCGGACGGAAACUGGACCUACGACGUCAACGAAGCCAAUGGAAGCGACCAAGUGCUCUUCCCUGAUGUGGCAAAGGCUCACCCCCUGAUAAGGAAGUGGACCGACAUCGUUGACGAGCGAGUCAAACUGUGGAAGAUUGACCGAUCCCUGCUCGACGGCGAAGAUGGCGAUGGCCGGAUGGAAACUGCAGCAGACGACGCCACCGGCAAUGCCAGCACGAUCACGCUUCCUCCUGCUACAUCGAGACAGCGCCUGGAGUGGUGA
Molecule: messenger RNA, 765 nt
Organism: Trichoderma aggressivum f. europaeum
Lineage: Eukaryota; Fungi; Ascomycota; Sordariomycetes; Hypocreales; Hypocreaceae
Exons: 1
Coding region: 1-765 (254 amino acids)
Source: RefSeq, a predicted model, not a curated record